This is a messenger RNA of Pipistrellus nathusii (Nathusius's pipistrelle), 6297 nucleotides long. The record is from the annotation of a GenBank genome assembly. NCBI's taxonomy places the organism in Eukaryota, Metazoa, Chordata, Mammalia, Chiroptera, Vespertilionidae.
AUGGCCGAGCGCCGCGCCUUCGCCCAGAAGAUCAGCAGAACUGUGGCUGCUGAAGUUAGGAAGCAGAUCUCUGGGCAAUAUAGUGGUUCUCCUCAACUGCUUAAAAACCUCAACAUUGUUGGCAAUAUAUCCCAUCAUACCGCAGUGCCCCUUACGGAAGCAGUGGAUCCAGUGGAUUUAGAAGAGUACCUUGCUACUCAUCCUUUAGGUGUGGAUUCUGGACCUUUAAGGGAAUUGGUUGAAUUCCCUCCAGAUGAUAUCGAAGUUGUUCAUAGUCCUAGAGACUGCAGAACCCUUGUUUCAGCUGUACCUGAAGAAAGUGAAAUGGAUCCACAUGUUAGAGAUUGUAUAAGAAGUUAUACAGAAGACUGGGCAAUUGUGAUCAGAAAAUAUCAUAAACUGGGAACAGGAUUUAAUCCCAAUACAUUAGAUAAACAGAAAGAAAGGCAAAAAGGUUUGCCAAAACAGGUGUUUGAAUCUGAUGAAGCUCCAGAUGGCAGCAGCUACCAGGAUGAGCAAGAUGAUCUUAAAAGACGUUCAAUGUCAAUAGAUGAUACUCCAAGAGGUAGCUGGGCCUGUAGUAUUUUUGACUUGAAAAAUUCACUUCCCGAUGCUCUGCUUCCCAACUUACUUGAUCGAACUCCAAAUGAAGAAAUAGACCGUCAGAAUGAUGACCAAAGGAAAUCAAACCGUCACAAGGAACUCUUUGGUUUGCAUCCAUCACCAGAUGAGGAAGAACCAAUAGAACGACUUAGUGUUCCUGAUGUGCCCAAAGAACAUUUUGGUCAAAGACUUCUUGUAAAAUGUUUAUCACUCAAGUUUGAGAUUGAAAUUGAGCCCAUUUUUGCAAGUUUGGCUUUAUAUGAUGUCAAGGAAAAGAAAAAGAUUUCAGAAAACUUUUAUUUUGACCUUAAUUCUGAGCAGAUGAAAGGAUUGCUACGUCCACAUGUACCACCUGCUGCCAUUACCACCCUGGCAAGAUCAGCUAUUUUUUCUAUCACUUAUCCUUCCCAAGAUGUUUUUCUUGUAAUAAAGUUAGAAAAAGUCCUACAGCAAGGAGACAUUGGAGAGUGUGCAGAACCAUAUAUGAUUUUCAAAGAAGCAGAUGCCACCAAGAAUAAGGAAAAAUUGGAGAAGCUGAAAAGUCAAGCUGAUCAGUUUUGCCAAAGACUUGGGAAAUAUCGCAUGCCUUUUGCUUGGACUGCGAUCCAUUUAAUGAAUAUUGUUAGCAGUGCUGGGAGUUUGGAAAGAGAUUCUACAGAGGUAGAAAUUAGUACUGGAGAAAGAAAAGGGUCCUGGUCAGAGAGGAGGAAUUCUAGUAUUGUUGGCAGACGAUCACUUGAAAGGACAACCAGUGGAGAUGAUGCUUGUAAUCUGACCAGCUUUCGACCUGCUACGCUCACAGUGACAAAUUUUUUUAAGCAGGAAGGAGACCGGUUAAGUGAUGAAGAUCUGUACAAAUUCCUUGCUGAUAUGAGAAGGCCAUCUUCUGUUUUACGGAGACUAAGACCUAUUACAGCUCAGCUGAAGAUAGACAUUUCUCCAGCACCUGAAAAUCCUCAUUAUUGCCUAACCCCGGAGCUGCUUCAGGUGAAGCUUUACCCUGACAGUAGAGUUAGACCUACCAGAGAAAUUUUGGAGUUUCCUGCUAGGGAUGUUUAUGUUCCAAACACUACUUACAGAAAUCUUCUCUACGUAUACCCUCAAAGCCUCAAUUUUGCCAAUCGUCAAGGUUCUGCCAGAAAUAUAACAGUGAAAGUGCAGUUUAUGUAUGGGGAGGAUCCAAGCAAUGCCAUGCCGGUAAUCUUUGGUAAAUCUAGCUGUUCAGAAUUUUCAAAGGAAGCCUAUACAGCCGUAGUAUAUCAUAACAGGUCUCCUGAUUUUCAUGAAGAAAUCAAGGUUAAACUCCCUGCUACCUUAACUGACCAUCAUCACUUGCUUUUUACUUUUUAUCAUGUUAGUUGUCAACAAAAACAAAAUACUCCUCUUGAAACUCCUGUUGGAUAUACAUGGAUACCAAUGCUUCAGAAUGGACGAUUAAAGACUGGGCAAUUUUGCCUACCGGUCUCACUGGAAAAACCACCACAGGCUUAUUCUGUACUGUCUCCUGAGGUACCUUUACCUGGCAUGAAAUGGGUAGAUAACCACAAAGGUGUUUUUAAUGUUGAAGUUGUUGCUGUUUCAUCUAUCCAUACACAAGAUCCUUAUCUUGACAAGUUUUUUGCUCUGGUCAAUGCUCUGGAUGAACACAUGUUCCCUGUCCGAAUUGGAGACAUGCGAAUCAUGGAAAAUAACUUAGAAAAUGAAUUGAAGAGCAGUAUUUCAGCAUUGAAUUUAUCUCAGUUGGAACCAGUGGUUCGAUUUCUUCAUCUUCUGCUUGAUAAACUGAUACUUUUAGUUGUUAGACCUCCAGUCAUUGCUGGCCAAAUAGUUAAUCUAGGUCAAGCAUCUUUUGAAGCUAUGUCAUCAAUUAUAAAUCGGCUUCACAGAAAUCUGGAUGGAAAUCAUGACCAGCACGGCAGGAACAGUCUUCUUGCAUCAUAUAUCUAUUACGUUUUUCGCUUACCAAAUACUUCCCCUAAUUCACCAUCACCAGGUCCUGGGGGUUUAGGAGGAUCAGUGCAUUAUGCCACAAUGGCUAGAUCUGCUGUGAGACCUGCGAGCCUUAAUUUAAAUCGUUCUCGGAGUCUUAGUAAUAGUAAUCCAGAUAUAUCUGGGACACCCACGUCACCAGAUGAUGAAGUACGGUCAAUCAUCGGCAGUAAGGCUAUGGAUCGAAGUUGUAAUCGUAUGUCUUCGCACACAGAGACGUCAAGUUUCUUACAAACAUUAACGGGACGCUUACCAACUAAAAAGCUUUUUCAUGAGGAGCUGGCUUUGCAGUGGGUGGUUUGCAGUGGCAGCGUUCGGGAGGCAGCUUUGCAACAGGCCUGGUUCUUUUUUGAGUUAAUGGUGAAGAGCAUGGUGCAUCAUUUAUACUUUAAUGAUAAACUAAAUGCAGCAAGGAAAUCUCGUUUUCCAGAGCGUUUCAUGGAUGACAUUGCUGCUCUUGUCAGUACAAUUGCCAGUGAUAUAGUUUCACGAUUUCAGAAGGAUACAGAAAUGGUUGAAAGACUCAACACAAGUCUUGCAUUCUUUCUCAAUGAUCUAUUGUCUGUUAUGGACAGAGGAUUUGUUUUUAGCCUUAUAAAGAACUUCUAUAAACAGGUGUCUUCAAAGCUUUACUCAUUACCAAUUCCAAGUGUCCUGGUGUCCUUGAGGUUGGAUUUUCUGCGAAUCAUCUGCAGCCAUGAGCACUAUGUUACAUUAAACUUGCCCUGUAGCCUGCUUACUCCGCCUGCAUCACCAUCACCUUCUGUUUCUUCUGCAACAUCUCAGAGUUCUGGAUUUUCCACCAAUGUACAGGACCAGAAGAUUGCAAAUAUGUUUGAAUUGUCUGUGCCUUUCCGCCAACAGCAUUAUUUGGCAGGACUUGUAUUAACAGAGCUGGCUGUCAUUUUAGACCCUGAGGCUGACGGACUGUUUGGAUUGCAUAAGAAAGUCAUCAAUAUGGUACACAAUUUACUAUCCAGUCAUGACUCAGACCCACGGUACUCUGACCCCCAGAUAAAGGCUCGAGUGGCUAUGUUAUAUCUACCUUUGAUUGGCAUUAUCAUGGAAACUGUUCCUCAGCUGUAUGAUUUUACAGAAACUCACAAUCAACGAGGAAGACCAGUUUGUAUAGCCACUGAUGAUUAUGAAAGUGAGAGUGGAAGCAUGAUAAGCCAGACAGUUGCCAUGGCAAUUGCAGGAACAUCAGUUCCUCAACUAACAAGGCCUGGAAGUUUUAUUCUCACAUCAACGAGUGGCAGGCAACACACUACCUUUUCAGCAGAAUCAAGUCGGAGCCUUUUGAUCUGCCUCCUUUGGGUUCUCAAGAAUGCAGAUGAGUCAGUUCUACAAAAGUGGUUUACAGAUCUCUCAGUCCUGCAGCUCAACCGCCUGUUAGAUCUGCUUUACCUCUGUGUAUCUUGCUUUGAAUACAAAGGAAAGAAAGUGUUUGAAAGAAUGAAUAGCUUGACCUUUAAAAAAUCAAAAGACAUGAGAGCUAAGCUUGAAGAAGCUAUUCUUGGGAGCAUAGGUGCUAGGCAAGAAAUGGUGCGCCGAAGCCGAGGACAGCUUGAGCGAAGCCCAUCUGGAAGUGCCUUUGGCAGUCAAGAAAAUCUGAGGUGGAGAAAGGAUAUGACUCACUGGCGGCAAAACACUGAGAAGCUUGACAAGUCAAGAGCAGAGAUUGAACAUGAAGCACUGAUUGAUGGAAAUCUGGCUACUGAAGCAAACCUAAUCAUUUUGGAUACACUAGAGAUUGUUGUCCAGACUGUUUCUGUAACAGAAUCCAAAGAGAGCAUCCUUGGUGGGGUACUAAAAGUACUGCUACAUAGUAUGGCAUGUAACCAAAGCGCAGUUUAUCUACAACACUGUUUUGCUACACAGAGGGCCCUGGUUUCAAAGUUCCCUGAACUCCUGUUUGAAGAAGAGACAGAACAAUGUGCUGAUUUAUGCCUCCGGCUUCUCCGACACUGUAGCAGUAGCAUCAGUACAAUACGGUCACAUGCUAGUGCCUCCCUUUACCUACUGAUGAGACAAAACUUUGAAAUAGGGAAUAACUUUGCCAGGGUUAAAAUGCAGGUAACCAUGUCACUAUCUUCCUUGGUGGGUACAUCUCAGAAUUUUAAUGAAGAAUUCUUAAGACGUUCUCUGAAGACUAUAUUGACCUAUGCUGAAGAAGAUCUGGAAUUGAGAGAAACAACCUUUCCUGAUCAGGUUCAAGAUUUGGUUUUCAAUCUUCAUAUGAUCCUUUCUGAUACUGUUAAAAUGAAGGAGCACCAGGAGGAUCCUGAAAUGCUGAUUGAUCUAAUGUACAGAAUUGCCAAGGGCUACCAGACCUCUCCGGAUCUGCGUCUGACCUGGUUGCAGAACAUGGCUGGCAAGCACUCGGAGCGCAGCAAUCACGCUGAGGCUGCGCAGUGCCUCGUCCACUCAGCAGCACUGGUUGCAGAAUAUUUGAGCAUGCUGGAGGACCGCAAAUAUCUCCCUGUGGGCUGUGUAACAUUUCAGAAUAUUUCAUCUAAUGUUUUAGAAGAGUCUGCAGUCUCAGACGACGUCGUAUCUCCCGACGAAGAAGGCAUCUGCUCUGGAAAGUACUUCACUGAGUCAGGACUUGUGGGAUUGCUAGAGCAAGCAGCUGCUUCUUUCUCUAUGGCUGGCAUGUAUGAAGCAGUUAAUGAGGUGUACAAGGUACUUAUUCCUAUUCAUGAAGCUAAUCGGGAUGCAAAGAAACUAUCCACAAUUCAUGGUAAACUUCAAGAAGCAUUCAGCAAAAUUGUUCAUCAGGAUGGGAAGCGGAUGUUUGGCACCUAUUUUCGUGUUGGUUUUUAUGGAACCAAGUUCGGGGAUUUGGAUGAACAGGAAUUUGUUUACAAGGAGCCUGCAAUAACCAAACUUGCAGAGAUAUCUCACAGACUGGAGGGAUUUUAUGGAGAAAGAUUUGGAGAGGAUGUGGUUGAAGUAAUCAAGGAUUCUAAUCCUGUAGACAAGUGUAAAUUAGAUCCUAACAAGGCAUAUAUUCAGAUUACCUACGUGGAACCGUACUUUGACACAUAUGAGAUGAAGGACAGAAUCACAUAUUUUGACAAAAAUUAUAAUCUUCGCCGUUUCAUGUACUGUACACCCUUCACUUUAGAUGGUCGUGCCCAUGGGGAACUUCAUGAACAAUUCAAACGGAAGACCAUACUGACCACUUCUCAUGCUUUUCCUUAUAUUAAGACAAGGGUCAAUGUUACUCACAAAGAGGAGAUCAUCUUAACACCAAUUGAAGUUGCUAUUGAAGACAUGCAGAAAAAGACACAGGAGUUGGCAUUUGCAACACAUCAGGAUCCGGCAGAUCCCAAAAUGCUGCAGAUGGUACUCCAGGGGUCUGUGGGCACAACUGUGAAUCAGGGGCCUUUGGAAGUUGCCCAGGUUUUCCUAUCUGAAAUACCCAGUGACCCAAAACUCUUCAGACAUCAUAAUAAACUGCGACUCUGCUUUAAAGAUUUUACUAAAAGGUGUGAAGAUGCCUUAAGAAAAAAUAAGAGCUUAAUUGGGCCAGAUCAAAAGGAGUAUCAAAGAGAACUGGAGAGAAACUAUCAUCGCCUUAAAGAGGCCCUACAGCCUCUGAUAAACAGAAAGAUCCCUCAGUUAUACAAGGUAGUAUUGCCUGUCACCUGCCACAGAGAUUCCUUCAGUCGAAUGAGCCUGCGCAAAAUGGAUCUCUAA